CGCUGAUUUACAAACCAUCGCGCGUCAAACCAGAGCUCGGUGAAGAUGGCGGCGCUAGCGGUGCUGGAGACCCCUUCAGGGAAGGACGCCCUCGCCGAGGGUCUGCUCGACCUCCUGAGCCCCGCCGUGCAGCAGCUCGACUUACACGUGCACUCAGUCAGAGAAAGCCAAGUGGAACUUAGGGAACACAUUGAUAAUUUGGCAUCUGAGCUGUGUAGGAUCAACGAACACCAGAAGGUGGCGCUAGACCUAGACCCCUAUGUGAAAAAACUGCUUAAUGCCAGACGAAGAGUGGUGCUCGUCAACAACAUACUCCAGAAUGCGCAGGAGCGCUUGCGAAGGCUGAACCAUAAUGUUGCUAAAGAGACGGCACGCAGGAAGACCAUGCUCGAGGCGUCUGGAGCGUUUACCCCGCGCUCCCCCAGCAAACCAUGACGGCCCCGAUCUCGCAUUUUGGGAACGCACCGUUACACUGUGCUCAAUGCCAAGGACCAACGCUGUAGAGUUGCAGAAUCUUCCUCUUAUCAUUAAAGGGCGCUGGGCUAUGCAAAGCACUGCUAACAGAACACACUCAAGAGUAGUCAGGGAGACGGACAGCAGUCGUUUAUUUCCUGAACGUGUGACUUUUUAAUCAAAUAUUUGUCUGUAUGAAUGUCACUGUUGCUGAAAAAUGCAAUGCUGUGGAUGUACUAGUUAUUUGCAAAUGUACGAUUUGAAUAACUAAUAAUAUUAUUAUUAAAGUAUCUAGUGGUUUCCAAGCAUGUUCCCCAAUUUUGCAUCUCUCUUUUGUCUAACACACAAAAUUUCAGAUCUUGGGAAUCUCUACUAAUGAGCUGAUGAUCUAAAUCAGGCGUGUUUUUAUUAUGGAGACAUAGAAAGCAUGCAGGAAUGUGGUUGGGAACCACUGAUCUAGUCUAAUUUACCUGUACAUAUUCAGCUUUUAGUCUUUUUAUUUUUGGAUUCAGACUCUGUCCACAUCGAAUUGUUUUCUUUGCAAAUGUGCUUCAUGCGUUUAAAGGAUUCAUUCAUCCAAAAUAUACUGUCCAGGAUGUAAAUAAGUUUGUUUCUUCAUGCCACGGAUUUCAUACGCGUCGCUUGCUCAACGGAUGCUGUGCGGUGAAUGGGUGCCGUCAGAAUUAGAGUCUAAACAGCCAAUUAAAAACAUAGUAAUAAUCUACAAGUAAUCCACACCGCUCCAAUUCAUCAAAUAAUAUCUGGUGAAGUGAAAUGUGCGUGUUUGCAGGAAACAAAUUCAUCAUUUAGACUUUUUAGCGUUGCCUCCGUCCAAACUAAAAUGAUCCACAAUAAUGUCAAAUUAAUGGAAAAGUCCAUCGCUUGUGUUCUUACAGCUUACCUUUUCACUAGAGAAAGCAGUAUUAGUAGUAUUUUAGCCGAAAACAACAGUUUAAAGUUUAAUACCUAUCAGCUGUUUGGACUCUCAUUCUGACGGCACCCAUUGACUGCUGAGGAGCCAUCGGUGAGCGAGUGAAGUCUCAAGUCCUUUUGUCCUCUACAUGAAAAGAAUUGUCAUUUUUGUGUGCACUAGCCAUCUUUCAAAGCUUAUAUUCUUAUGUUUUACAUAAUACAUAAUUCAUGUUGUCUAUUUAAGAGCGUUAGAAAUGUAUAGAAUGGAAUUUCUGUUAUAUAAAUGACAAUGUUAGGGGUAUAAAGAAUCUUCCCUAGGUAUCCACAGUAUGGCAUUGCAUUAUAAUUGAAUCAGCAGUAAAAUCUUAGGCAUGCACGUGUCUUUUUGUAAAUAGUGGAUGCUUUGUAAGAGGAUAUGAGAAAGGGCAUAUGAAGGUGACCUCUUGUUUUAGCUGAAAGGGAGAGGGUUAGGAAAAGAUUUGAGGACAGGUGAAAGGUCAAGGGAGGGAAUCUAUCACAGAGGAAGUUGGAAUCAUAUGAGGGGCCUCCUAAAAGCCGCUCUGCUGAUGAGAGAUUCAAGACAGAUUGCCUGAAAUCACUUAACUAAGUAAAAUGAAAGAGGCUUUCGGAGUCUGCUCAUGUUUGGCGCUCACUCCAUAUGCAAACUUGAAAUGUGUGCAUGUCACUGCAUGUUGCUGCUGUAAAGUGUAUCCGUUUGUGUCCAAAAGUAAUGAAAAUGCUCGAAUGCUUGAUUUUUAAAAAUUUUUUAUGCUAUUUGUUUUAUAACCCUUAAAUGAAAGAAAUCCCAGAUUUUCUGUGUGAACUUCUGGGGUCCGAUGUGUAUGUUAGUCCUUCAUUAAAGCUGUCAGUAGGGAUUUAAAAAGAAUACAUCAAAUGAUCCACUACGCAUUAUACACACAAAUCUUGAAGGCCUACUUGUACACUAUUCUGAGACGUGAAGAAAAAGUACACUUUCACUACAUGGAUGUAGCACUUCAAUGAAGAGAGGAAUAUUAUACUUCAUGCACUUAACUGUUGUAGCUCUAAUUAUGUAGCUAUCAGAAUCCAUUAUGAAUGAAAAAAUAUCUUUAUUAAAUUCAUACAUGUCUGAGUACAUAAGUACAUAUACUCAA
Molecule: messenger RNA, 2498 nt
Organism: Puntigrus tetrazona (Sumatra barb)
Lineage: Eukaryota; Metazoa; Chordata; Actinopteri; Cypriniformes; Cyprinidae
Product: SNARE-associated protein Snapin-like
Exons: 4
Coding region: 46-435 (129 amino acids)
Biological process (GO): lysosome organization; intracellular protein transport; lysosome localization
Cellular component (GO): BLOC-1 complex; BORC complex; synaptic vesicle
Molecular function (GO): SNARE binding
Source: RefSeq, a predicted model, not a curated record